Messenger RNA from Haliotis rubra (blacklip abalone), 2384 nucleotides. RefSeq names its product protein disulfide-isomerase A4-like. Gene Ontology annotation, biological process: response to endoplasmic reticulum stress; protein folding. The record is from RefSeq and is a predicted model, not a curated record. Gene Ontology annotation, cellular component: cell surface; endoplasmic reticulum. Gene Ontology annotation, molecular function: protein disulfide isomerase activity. Lineage: Eukaryota; Metazoa; Mollusca; Gastropoda; Lepetellida; Haliotidae.
AUAGACGACUGCCACCGGCACACAUGUCAAACUUGCAAACAUGGCAAAGAUGGAGAAGUUGGCUCUUGUGUUCGUGUUACUUUUGGGAACGUCUGCACUGUUUGUGAAGUGCGAUGACUUGGAUGAAGACGAAACCCCUAAGGAACCAGAAGAUGAAGGGGCGGCAUCGACAGAGGAGGAGGCGGCAACCAACAAACAUGGUGUCGUUGAGGAGGAGGAUGUCAUGGUGUUAACGAGCGCUAAUUUUGAUAGAGUUAUUGACUCGGAAGACAUCAUCUUGGGGUUUUAUGCUCCUUGGUGUGGACAUUGCAAGAGUCUGGCACGGAAGUACGCCAGCGCCGCCAAGACACUGAAGGAACAUGAUCCCCCGAUCCCGCUCGCUAAGGUGGACGCCACAGAGAAUGAGGAUCUGGGCACAAGAUUUGAAGUGUCUGGUUAUCCUACUCUGAAGUUCUUCAAGAAUGGCCAGGCGUUUGAUUACGAGGGUGGAAGAACAGAGUUUGAGAUUGUGCAGUACAUGAAGGAGAGAGCUGAUCCACUAUGGAGGCCCCCUCCAGAUGCUGUCAUCACACUGACCAGUGACAACUUCACCGAGGUCAUCAACAGGGAGGACCUCAUCCUCGUGGAGUUCUACGCCCCAUGGUGUGGACAUUGUAAGCAACUAGCCCCCCAGUAUGAGAAGGCUGCCAAGUCACUGAAGCAGCACGACCCCCCAAUCCCCCUGGCCAAGGUGGAUGCCACAGUCAGUACAGAUUUGGCUAAGGAGUAUGGAGUGUCGGGAUACCCAACCUUGAAGAUAUUCCGGAAAGGUCGAGUGUCUGAGUACAAAGGAGAACGUGAGGAGAGAGGCAUUGUGGGAUACAUGAUCCAGCAUCAAGGCGAGGCAGCAAAGGAGCUUGAAACUGACAAGGCAGUUCGCAACUAUAUGAGUGAUGACGACAUCAGCAUUGUCGCCUUCUUCAGCAACAAUGAUGACCCCAGACUCCAGAUAUACAAGGAUGCAGCCAAUGAUAUGCGGGAUGACUUUAACUUCGCCUUCACAUUGUCGAGCGAGGCCAGGAAUCGGUACAAGGUGAACCCAGGGUCUGUGGUGGUCUUCAAUGCCGAGAGAUACUACACCAAGUAUGAACCCAAGUGGCACAUUCUCAACAAGGAUGAGCUGACAUCUGAGGAUGUCUCCGAGUUUGUGAAGGCCCAUCAGGUACCACUAGUCGGCACGUACGACAGCUCGACAGAAAGACGCUAUGGAACAAUCAAACCACUGUGCUUUGUCUUCUACACAGUUGACUGGAGCUUUGAUGGCCGAGAGGCCACACAGAUAUGGCGAAGGAAGAUUGCUAAUAUUGCCAAGGAUUACAAGAAUGAGAUACACUUUGUUAUUGCCAAUGAGGAAAGCCAUGAACCGCUGAUCAAGGACUUCCAGUUUGAAGAGUCUGGCGAAGAGAUGAACAUUGGUAUUGUCGACGACAAGCAGAAGAAGUACCGAAUGGAACCAUUUGAAGAUUUUGAUGCUGAUGACAUUCGAGAAUUCCUGGACAACUACAAGAAGGGCAAGAUCGACCCAAUCAUCAAGUCUCAGCCUGUUCCUAAGAAACAGGGACCAGUGAUCACUGUUGUGGGCAAGACAUUCGACAAGAUUGUACGAGACAACAGUAAAGAUGUCCUUAUUGAAUUCUACGCCCCCUGGUGCGGCCAUUGUAAAUCUCUCGAACCAAAGUACAAACAGCUCGCCAAAAAGUACAAGUCUGCAAAACAGCUUGUCAUAGCAAAGAUGGACGCCACGGCCAAUGACGUCCCAGAUGACUUCAAGGUCGAAGGAUUUCCGACAAUAUAUUUUGUUCGGUCUGGAGAUUCGAAACCGGUUAAGUACGAGGAGGGGCGUGAGGUGGAAGACUUUAGCAAAUAUCUCGAAGAGAAUGCCUCCUCUCUCGGUAAAAAGGCAAAAGAAGAAUUGUAACGUUUUAGAUAUUUUUAUUCAUUCAAUUCAUUAAUUCAUAUCAUGACCAUUUUCCAAAUGUGAGAAUCUUACUUUGUGAGGGACCAGUUUCUUUUAAUAUUACAAUUCUUUGUUUUGGGUUGAACUAUCUUGUUACCAUGGUUACAUAAAUGAUGUUAAUGACUGUUUGCGAUGAGGUUGAAUUUCAUUGAAUGUUUUACUCUGAUGUAUGAAUCUUAAUGAAUCAAUGUGAGAAUUGUUGAAGUGCUAUUAAUACAUGCGACACACUUUAUGUAAAAAAAAGAAAAUAUUUGUGUUAUUUCGAUUUCUGUUGUCAGAUUUGACUUCCAUUGAAUGAUUGAAUCUUAAUGAAUCACUGUGAGAAUUGUUGAAGUGCUAUUAAUACAUGCGACACACUUUAUGUAAAAAAAAGAAAAUAUUUGUGUUA